Molecule: messenger RNA, 2643 nt
Organism: Anopheles maculipalpis
Lineage: Eukaryota; Metazoa; Arthropoda; Insecta; Diptera; Culicidae
Product: glutamyl aminopeptidase-like
Exons: 1
Coding region: 1-2643 (880 amino acids)
Biological process (GO): proteolysis; peptide catabolic process
Cellular component (GO): cytoplasm
Molecular function (GO): metalloaminopeptidase activity; peptide binding; zinc ion binding
Source: RefSeq, a predicted model, not a curated record
AUGCUGUGGCUUGUGCUGUGUUUGGUGGUUGUUCCGGUGGUAACGGCCAAUGGCCGUUUGCCGAACCAUACUGUCCCGUUGCAUUACGAUCUACACCUGGAAGUGACAGGGUUAGGGUUGGGCGAUUAUUCCUACCGCGGGAAUGUUUCGAUACGGAUUGCCAUCGCUCGUGAUACGGAUCAAAUUGUUCUGCAUAAUCUGGGCAACGCGCUAGGGACGAUUAGUGUACGAAGAUGUCGGGACGGCGUACAGAUACCUCAUCAGGUGCUGGAAACCGACGAGUCGAGUGAAUUGCUGCAUAUACGUACCGAUCGAGUGCUGGAUAGGGUAGACGAUAAAGUGAUCCAGCUAGUGAUUGAGUUCAACAACACGCUUGGUGAGGAUCAUAUGGGAUUUUACCGCACACAGUACCGUGGACCCAAGCGUGUACCAAUGGCCGUUGCUACGACACACUUCCAACCAAGCUAUGCCCGCAUGGCCUUUCCGUGUUUCGAUGAACCAGGGCUGAAGAGUACCUUCGACAUAACGAUCGUCAGUAACGCAAGCCAUCUGGUAGCUUCUAAUGCACCGAUCGAGACGAUCUCCUGGCUGCUGGAUGGCUACAAGGUGGUACGGUUCGAGCGUACGCCACCAAUGCAAACGUAUCUUGUAUCGUUUCUGAUCGCAGACUUCACCUCCGUGCACGCCACGAGUCAUUCCGGAGUUAAGGUUGGAAUUCUUGCACCACCGAAAGAUGAGAAAAUGUUACAGUACAGCUUACAGGCAGCAACUACCCUACUAACCAGCUUGGAACAGUACACCGGACAAAGCUUGGGCUUGAGCAAGCUUGAUCAUGCCGCGAUACCAGCGUUUGGGAAUGCCAUGGAAAACUGGGGACUGGUCUCGUACGACGAACAGUUUCUUGUGCUGUCGGCAAACUCGCACCGGUUGCAGCGUGCCCAGGCGGUACUUACAAUCGCUCAUGAAACGGCACAUCAACUGUUUGGCAAUCUGGUAGGACCAGCGUGGUGGUCGUAUCUGUGGCUAAGUGAAGGAUUUGCGACAUACUUCGAGAUACUGCUGGGAAGCGAAGUGUAUCCGGACCUGCUACCGUUGGAGGAUACUUUCGCCGUACGGCACAUGAGGCCCGCCCUGCUGGCAGAUGCGUUCGAUGCACACGCGCUCACGGUGGAACCUCUGCCGGCCGAUUCGGUACGCAUUGAGAUGCUAUUCGAUACGAUCACGUACAGCAAGGCUGGUUGCAUACUGAGGAUGAUCAACUGUUCGAUAGGUGAAACGGAUUUUAAGAGUGGCGUCCGAAGAUACCUCGAGACGUACCGCGAUGGGAUCGUUUCUCCUGGUGAACUGUACGGUAGUUUCACCCAGGAGCUCCCCGAAGGUCCAACGGUGGAGCAAAUCUUUCGCAGCUGGGCAGAUAAACCGGGAUAUCCGGUGGUGAUGGUGGAACGGCUUAACAGUUCCUUUGUACGGUUUCGGCAAGAACGUUAUCAGCAAGAGACGGCCUCUCGGGACACUCAAUCGCGGUGGCACAUUCCGAUCACAUACUACACUAAUAGCAGUGCGGGAAAGUAUGAAUAUCAACCUGCGUUUUGGAUGAAGGAAAGCGAUCAGGAGCUGGUUGUUCGACUGGAGAUGUCCUGGCAGGAUGUGUUGGUUGUGAACCCUCGGCAGAUAGGUUUCUAUCGCGUCGAGUAUGACGAUCGCGGAUGGAACAGUAUCGUCGACAUACUAUCCUCGCUGCCGCCCAUUAUGCAGGCAAAGCUGGUUGAUGAUGCAUUCGUGCUGGCCCGUGUCGGAAUGGUCGGGUACGAGGUUUGCCUUGGGAUGCUGCAGGAACUAGCGGCCAACCCGAACCCUGUCCCGUGGUUAAUUGCAAUGGCGGAAGAGAACGUCGGGUUCCUACAGCGUGUGCUACAGUCGGAGGAGUUUGAUCGGUUUGUGGCAGGAUUCGUUGGUGAAAUGUUCGGUCUUGCCGAAACCUUCACGCGAUCCCUGUUCCAAUCGCAGGCUCUGGAACGUGCGUUCGAUUGGUGGGCUCGAUUAGCAAACCCCACAGGCUUCGCCGAGAGCAAAACGGGUUCGUCUGGUAACAUCCAGCGAUCAGCUUGUCCACCGUUGAGUGUGCAGAAAAUAUUGGAAGGAUUAGUAUCACCCGAUGAGGUCGUACGGGAUCGUUUAUUCGCCCGAUUAAAAUGUCAACCAAACCAUGCAAAUGAACCACUCCUAGUAGCGCUAGAACAGGUCAAGGAAAGAAAGCUACUGACGUGCAGUAAACUGUUGGCCGUGUUGGAGAGUUUGAUUAAAUCCCAUCCUGGAGACUUCUUACACCCAAUCGUCCGUUUCCUGUCCACCGUCGACGCAGACGAGAUGGGCCAGGAAGCGCAACGGUUACAGCACCUGCUAAAUAUAAUCAUCCACGAGGUCACUGACCGUGGCCAGGCGGCUGAAGUUCAGAAGCUGAUUGUCAAAAAUGCUUCCGUCCUGGAGGAACACUUCCCGGCACACGCAAACACCGUCAUGACGUCAACCAUCAGCUGGCGUAUGAAGCAGGUGCCGAAGUUAAGGGAAUUUGUUGCCGAUUCUCGUAUGGCCAGCUAUUACGGGAAGGAAGGUGAAGCAUCUUCAUUGACAUACGGAGCUUAG